CAAUGUUUAGCUGCAGCAAAAUUAAGCACACAAAUCUUUGCUUCAAGAAAAAUGUCAAUUAAUCAAUUAUUCAGCUCUCGUGAGAUCAUUGAACAUAUCAUUUGUACAGUUUCACUUUGAAGCAAAAUGAACAAUGAAUGACUGAUCUUUAGCAUGAAUGAACUUCAGAAACUUCAGCAUUACAAUAUGGUAGAUCCCACUAAAAUGCUUAAAAACUUGCAGUAUUUAAUUACUGGACUUAUUACAUGGUUACUUUGGUAAUUACAUCAUGUUAGUACAUUAUCACCUAUGUAUUACCAAACUAUUACUCUGUUAUCUAUUUAACAUGCUACUGAAAAUGGCAUCAGGGCAAAACUGUGAGCUAAAAGUGGUAAAAGGGUAAAAGUCUGGCAGUUUGAGAUUGCCAGGCUGUGUGUUAGGAGGAGGGGGAGCCAAAAUAGGAAGAGGAGGAACUCUGAGAGGGAGGGGCAACAGUACAUCUGGAAAGAAUUGGGGGAAGACAGAAAAAGGGAGGGUAAGUGGGACAAAAAGAGUAUUUUGUUAACAAAGAGGGAGAAAAACGAAGACUACUGUAAGUCAGUAUAAAGCAUUUAAAGAAGUGGACAGGAAGUGGACGGAGUAGAAGAAAAGUGUUGAACAGAGGAAAAGGGGGAAAAGUGGGGAAGAGAGAGUUUUUCAGGCCCAGAUCAGGGUCCCUCCACAGUCGACUGGAGCCAUACCAGAACAUCUGAGGCAUAAAAGAAGCUGAACACUACGAAGAUCGAACCUGAAACACAAUAUCAUAUUCAGGAUGUCAGUGUCUCGGAGGUGUUUGUGUUGUGUUAAAUAUUUGAUGUUCAUCUUUAACCUCAUCUUCUGGCUGGGAGGAUGUGGCCUGUUCGGCGUCGGGGUUUGGUUGUCCUUCACUCAGGCGGAGUUUUCCUCUCUUCCCCUGUCCUUCCCAUCACUCUCAGCAGCCAAUCUGCUGCUGGUGGCUGGUGGAAUCACCAUGGUAACAGGCUUCCUGGGUUGUCUCGGAGCCCUUAAAGAGCAGCGCUGCUUGUUGUUUAUGUUCUUUGUGAUCCUUCUGCUCCUGGUUCUGACCGAGGUGGCUCUAGCCUUAGUUUUGCACAUCUUCCAUGACAAGCUGGAUUCAAAAGCACAAGAUGAAUUAAAGGAAGGUAUGAAGAUCUACAAUUCUGAACCUGGGCUCAAAAAAUCUUGGGACAAUGUCCAAAAAUGUAUGUUCAAAUGCUGCGGAGUGACUAAUAAAACCGACUGGUAUGAGGUGCUGAAUGGAACGCUACCAUCAUCCUGCUGCUCUGUUGGGGCAGAUCCAUGUGUGGACGGAUGGAGUGAGCCAUGUUACCAGAAAGCCCGACAGUGGCUGCUCGAUAACAUCCCCUCAGUUCUGGUUUUGGAGUGUGUAUCGGUGUUGUGCAGAUCCUCGCCCUGGUGUUCUCCAUGCUGAUGUACUGUCAGAUUCUGUGUGCUGAAAAGUACUUGGACUGACUCUAGACCAGUGAUUCAAUAGUGAGGAUGCAGUACCUUAUUACAGACUGUUUUUCCACCUUGGUUUACUAUCAAAGAUCUGCCUCUUGGUUUGAUAAUUAACAGUAUGAUAUGUCCCUGACUAAACUGGAAGAACACUGGCCUCUUUAUACCCACCACAGUAAUAUAUCAUUAACCUAAUUACACUUUUAUAGUGCAGCUGGUCAUGUAGAGUUACAAGUUAAUCUCUCUACCAGUAACAGUUACAGAUGCCUUGGUGCUCCUGUGGUCCAUCAAUACGUAGAACAACACCUUAAA
Molecule: messenger RNA, 1788 nt
Organism: Sphaeramia orbicularis (orbiculate cardinalfish)
Lineage: Eukaryota; Metazoa; Chordata; Actinopteri; Kurtiformes; Apogonidae
Gene: tspan4b
Product: tetraspanin 4b
Exons: 9
Coding region: 791-1450 (219 amino acids)
Cellular component (GO): plasma membrane
Source: RefSeq, a predicted model, not a curated record